Maudiozyma saulgeensis is the source of this 867-nucleotide messenger RNA. The record is from the annotation of a GenBank genome assembly. Lineage: Eukaryota; Fungi; Ascomycota; Saccharomycetes; Saccharomycetales; Saccharomycetaceae.
AUGACAGUAACUUUAGUUGGUAAAGGGAAUGCGAAUAUUCUCAUUUCGAAUGAUGACCCAUUUUGGUUGUAUAGAUGCUGUAUAAAAUAUCCAGACUCUAUUCGUCAAUGUAAUGAAUAUACAUAUAGUAAUAUUCAAUUCAUUAAUGCUUGUAUAAGAUCUUUAUUAGGUGAUUUAGUAUGUCCUAUGACAUUAGUCGAGGUUCCAGUGGAUGCGAUAUCAAUUGUUUACAAAAAUUAUGUCAAUAUUGAUUAUCGGGAUUCUGAUGUUAUUGUUUGUUUGAAAAUACCGAAUUUAAGACCAUCCAAGAAAUAUUCAAUUAUGGUACAAUCAGACCAUUUAACUAAAAUAUAUACAACUAAUGAUAAUAGUUCUGUACUGUUAGAGAUUAAACCUAAAUGGUUACAUUAUCCGACACCUUAUUGUAGAAAUUGUACCGAUAAUUCAAGGAAAAACCGUGAUAUCAUAUAUUGUUAUUCUGAACUACUUAAGGAUAUUGAUCAAUUGAAAUUAAUUCUUAAGACUGAAAUGCAUGAAAAAAUUCCUAAAGGUUUUAUUGAAAUUAUUGAAAAAUAUUUUAUGGAUAAAGAAAAUGUCUUACAUAAACUUCAUGAUGUUCAAAAAUCAUUAUACUGUCAUUACAGAGACAAGACACAAUCUAAAGAUAAUAACGAUAUAAGCGAUUUACAAAUUUUGAUGACAUUGAGAGACGUUUCAUGUUUUAUUCAGUGGGAUAAAGAUAUGUUAUCGAUUACAGAUUUAAAAAUAAAUAUUGUCGAUGUCGACUUGAAGAGUGUAGAUAAAUUGCCACAUUGGAUCCAAACUCAAACAAUAUUGAACAAAUAUGAAUCAAAAAUUGUACACUGA